This is a messenger RNA of Caenorhabditis angaria, 2435 nucleotides long. The record is from the annotation of a GenBank genome assembly. Lineage: Eukaryota; Metazoa; Nematoda; Chromadorea; Rhabditida; Rhabditidae.
AUGAGUAACAAUAUUACGAAAAAUGAAACAAUUCAAGAAAUAUGCCAAUUGGUAAGUUGAAAAAAUUCAUUGUCAAAAUAAUUAAUAAUAUUUCAGAACACUUUGAUAGCGUUCUAUGCUCCAUAUCAAAUUGUUUAUAUAAUUAAUGUAAUUAUUUCAAUAUGCGCAAUUUUCACAGGAAUUGUUUUCAUAAAAACUCAUAUUUGGCGUUCAACAUUUCAUCAGAAUUUUAAGUUUUUAUUAUUUCUAUAUUUUUUGGCAGCAAUUAUGCAUUCAAUACUUUAUUGUGUUUCCUAUGUAAGUUUUGAAUUUUAAAAGUAUUUGUUUGGUUAAAAGUUUAACAUUCUUAUGUUCUAACUAAACAUAAGUUCUUACAUCAAAGUUCGAAAACAAAAAUAAUAAAUUUUUCAGAUUCUUUUAAUCGAACGUUUAUCAAAUUUUCAAUAUGCAUGUGAUAUAAAUCUUCAUCAAGAACCUUAUAAAAUAGUUCAUUUUAUGAUUGCAUCUUGUGUCUACAGUAUUAUGUUUAUUCAAUGUUUUAUGGUUGUUGAAAGAGUUGUGGCAACUAUUAAAGUAACAACAUACGAAUCAAAUCACAAAUCUUCGUUUUACUAUUUUUUCUUCACAUUUUUUGUGAGUUUACUGUAGUUUACAAAGCAUUAAAAUUCAAAUUAAGUGUAUAAUUGUGCCAGUUUCAUUCAUUUGUUGGGCAUAUGAAGAAGCUGAUUACUCUUAUCCAGUUAUUCAUGCAAUUAGUCCUCCAAAAGGAUCUGAUAACCGUUUGAAUAUUGUUUAUAUUAUUGGAUUUCUCACAUCAAUUUCUGCAUUGUUAGUUUUGAAAAUAUUGAAGAGAAUAAACAAAUCACAAGAAUCAAGGUAUACUCAAAACCUUCAGAGUGUUUCUCUACAUCUGAUUUUUCAGAAUCGAGUUUACAUUAUCUGGAAGAUAUCAAGCACUUGAAAAUAUUUAUACAACAAAAUUCACAACAUGUAUCCUUGUCAAUAAUAUGCUUCUAGCGGCUGUUUAUACUUUGGCGACUUUUAUUCUUCGAAAUUUUGAAUUUGCCAAAUUUUCUGAUCCUUUGUAUUCAACAGUGAAAGGAAUAUUUUAUGUGAGUUUCUUUUUUUCUUGAAAUGCUUAUUGUGCUCCUUUUUCCAGCUUAAUCCAUUGUUUGCAUUUUCUUUGCCAUUAAUAGCUAGUUGGCAGCUUUCGAAGAUCAAACGAGAAAGAUUACAAAAAUCUGAAAAAAUAAUGGCAUUGAAAACAAAAGGUCGUGAAGGUUCUGAUGCGUACAAUCAAUUAUUAAAUGAUCAAUGGGCACAACAUUUUUCAAAAUGUUGAAACGUGACCUUAAUUUUUCUAACGUUUUUUCCCGGUUAAAAUCUGUCAUUGUGAAUAAAUUAAUUGUUAUUAUCUACUAGCCAAAUGGCACAAAGUCGGUAAAAAUACAGUAAUCCAAAAUUUAAAAUUCCAAUUUUCAGACGGUAAUUAUGAAAAUUUAGCAACGGUUGCAGCGAAUGUUAAAAAAGAAAGUGAAGAUGUUGCAAGUGUUUUGAGUAAUGUUAUUGGAAAAUGGUUUGGUUUGAAAGAUAUUGUCAAGGAUUAUAUCGCAUUCAUCGGAGAAUUGAAAAAUUCUGCACUUGAUUCUUUGAUCGAUCUUCAACCAACAGUUGAAAGAGCAAAAAAAGAAUUCGAAAUAUUUAUUGAAACAAUGAUUGAACAUCGUUCAAUUUCAACACCAAAUGGUCUUCAUAUUGCUGAACUUUAUAUUUUGUCUUGCAUUUUCAUAAUUGUUUCAUGGGUUGGAACAUUGAUAGGUUUCUAUUUCGCCGGUUCUGUUCUCUCAGUUUUCCUUUUGGAUUUUGGUGCAAUUCUUAUGGCAGUUAUUGUGAUUCCUUUACUUGCAUAUUAUUGGUUUAAUGGGAAUCUUUCACUUAUCAAGAGACAAUUUCUUGCUGCAACAUUUAUUUUUGAACAAGGAAUUAUAUUUGGAUAUAUCAAUCAGAAACAUUAUCUUGAUUCUCCUUAUUUGUUUCUUACUCAAGCAGUAAGUCAUUUUCAAUAUCAUUGUUUUUUCCAAAGAUUUGUUAAACGGGAAUAUUAUAUCCAGGUUGCCUCAUUUGCAUUUCCAUUAGCUUUGGAUCACUCAUCAGAACGACCAAAAGUUCUUGGUACAGUUCUUGGUUCAACAUUAUUUGCACAAAUAUUAGCUGGUUUAUGUCUUGGCCAUCUUUCAUUGGGUUUUCUUAUUAUUUCAAUUCUUUAUACUGCUCUUGCAAUUGCACUUAUUCAAUUCACACUUGGAUAUCGUCAAAGAAUCGAUUUUGAUGAUGUAUUUGUAUCAAUGCAUUAUGUAUUCAUUCUUGCCACAUUCAAAUCAAUUGGUUUGUGUUUAUUUGGAUUAACUUCGGAUCAAUAUAGUAGCCAACAUUGA